This is a messenger RNA of Aspergillus heteromorphus CBS 117.55, 1743 nucleotides long. Its product is annotated as CorA family magnesium transporter. Gene Ontology annotation, molecular function: magnesium ion transmembrane transporter activity. Gene Ontology annotation, cellular component: mitochondrial inner membrane. The record is from RefSeq and is a predicted model, not a curated record. NCBI's taxonomy places the organism in Eukaryota, Fungi, Ascomycota, Eurotiomycetes, Eurotiales, Aspergillaceae. Gene Ontology annotation, biological process: mitochondrial magnesium ion transmembrane transport. The transcript has 3 exons. The coding region runs from base 1 to 1743 and encodes 580 amino acids.
AUGCUGUCUCCAUCGACUCUGAAGCCGUCAGCGCCGUCAGCGUCUCUCCUCCGCUAUUUACGCUCUCAGUCCGACUCGCUCUUCUUCACCCCCAACCCGACUUCCGGCGGCGGAUGUUAUCCCACUGACCCCCAACAACUGCAUUACCACCAUCACCACCACCACCACCAAGAGUCCACAGCAUUCUCGCUGAGAAGGACCUCGAAAUGGACACAUCUUGACGCAACACCGUGUCAGGCAACGCUCGAGGCGAGCAUGUUCCCUCUACCGGGCUUCUCGGCCAAGAGUCGCAGCGCCGCCGCCCGAUGUCGCGCUCCGCUGGCCCAGCGCUCGUCCACAAGCCCGUUCUUCCUCCCGUAUGCGCAGUCAUCGCGAGCUUCGUCCACAAAGAGCCGGUCAUUCCUCCGCAGACUCUUCGACUUCAACCGAAACAAGACCGUCGAAGCCAAGCAGUUUCUCCGCACUCCGCCGGCCCUGAUCAGCGAAGGUACGGAUGGCGGAAUCACCCUCGGCCGUGGACUGGCGGCCAAGGCUUCAAACGAGCCGCGUCUGCGAUGCACCGAGUUCGACAGCAACGGGGACGUGACGCUCGUGAAUGGGGAGUUCAAGAAGAGCGAGCUGAUUGCCAAGUACGGCCUUCUACCUCGAGACCUGCGCAAAAUCGACUCCUCGACUCUGCCCCAUAUCCUCGUGCGACCCAGCGCGAUCCUCAUCAACCUCCUACACCUCCGAGUCUUAAUCAAGGCCGAUCGGGUCCUUGUCUUCGACGCGUACGGGUCGACGGACUCCUACAUGCAAUCACUGUUCGUGUAUGAUCUGGAGGGAAAGCUACGACAGAAGCAGUCGCUGGUGUCGGGUACCGCUGCGCUGCCGUACGAGUUCCGUGCAUUGGAAGCGGUCCUGAUCAGCGUCACAACCGGCCUGGAAGAGGAGUUCAACGGGGUCAGAGACCCGGUGGUGCGCGUCCUGAGGGCGCUGGAGGAGGAUAUCGACCGGGACAAGCUCAGACACCUGCUGAUUUAUUCGAAGAAGCUGGGUACGUUCGAACAGAAGGCUCGACUUGUGCGCGAUGCCAUCGACGAUCUCCUGGAGGCAGACGACGACCUCGCCGCGAUGUAUCUCACGGAAAGGUCGAAGGGCAUUGAGCGCGAAGAAGACGACCAUCAGGAAGUCGAGAUGCUCCUGGAGUCGUAUCAUAAGGUAUGCGACGAAAUUGUCCAGGCGAGCGGCACCUUGGUCACCGGUAUUCGCAACACGGAGGAAGUUGUGAAAGCCAUCCUGGACGCCAACCGCAACUCCCUCAUGCUUCUAGACCUCAAGUUCAGCAUCGGAACCCUCGGACUCGCAACAGGCACCCUAUUUUCCGCCCUCUACGGCAUGAACCUGAAGAACUUCAUCGAAGAAUCCGACCUCGGCUUCGGCGCCGUCUCCGUCACCUGCUUCGCCAUCACGGUCAUUGUCUGCGCCUAUGGCCUGGCCAAGCUGCGCAAGCUCCAGCGUGUUCGCAUGUGGGGCGAAUCUGGCUCCGGCACCGGUCCCAUGCUGCCACGGGGCGGGUCACUGGUCGGUCAGCGAUCGAACUGGCGCGCGGAUGCUAUCGAGCCCGUGUGGACUGGUCUCCCCGAGGGACGGUUGGAACGGAUGAAGCGCAUCAAGGACCAUGCCGCUGCUGCGGCUGCCAGAAGUGCCGCUAUGAAGUCUCACGAUCUGUCCUCGAAGGACGGGUCCAAGGGAUCAGAGUAA